CCGAGUUACAUGCAUGUCAAGUGGGGGAAGAUUUAAUUUUGAUGACGGUGGGUCUUACUGCGGAGGCUGGCAGGAUGGCAAGGCUCACGGCCACGGGAUCUGUACUGGUCCCAAGGGGCAGGGCGAGUACUCGGGCUCCUGGAGUCACGGUUUCGAGGUACUGGGAGUCUACACCUGGCCAAGUGGCAAUACCUAUCAAGGCACCUGGGCACAGGGCAAGAGGCAUGGAAUCGGGGUGGAGACCAAGGGCAAAUGGGUUUAUAGAGGGGAGUGGACCCAGGGAUUUAAAGGGCGCUAUGGGAUCCGGGAAUGCACGGGCAACGGAGCCAAGUACGAGGGUACAUGGAGCAACGGUCUGCAGGAUGGGUACGGGACAGAGACCUACUCUGAUGGAGGUACAUACCAAGGUCAGUGGGUCGCUGGAAUUCGUCAAGGGUAUGGUGUGCGGCAAAGUGUUCCCUAUGGAAUGGCAGCUGUUAUCAGAUCUCCCCUCAGGACCUCUAUAAACUCGCUUCGUAGUGAGCACACAAAUGGCACGGCAAUGCACCCAGAUGCUUCCUGCGCAGUAGCUGGAAGCCCAGCAGUGUCCAGAGGGGGGUUUGUGCUUAUGGCUCACAGUGAUGCAGAAAUUCUUAAGAACAAAAAGAAGGGCAUCUUCAGGAGGUCCAUCCUUAGUGGCUUAAAGUUGCGCAAGUCUGAAUCCAAGAGCUCUUUAGCCAGCCAAAGGAGUAAGCAGAGCUCUUUCCGCAGUGAGGCUGGCAUGAGUACAGUGAGUUCAACUGCAAGUGACAUUAACUCCACUAUCAGCCUGGGUGAGGGAGAGACAGAACUCUCAGUCAUAGAGGAUGAUAUUGAUGCCACCACCACAGAGGUUUACAUGGGGGAGUGGAAACAUGACAAGCGCUCUGGGUACGGAGUGAGCCAACGUUCUGAUGGUCUCAAAUAUGAGGGCGAGUGGGCUAAUAACAAAAGACAUGGUUAUGGGUGCAUGACUUUUCCUGAUGGGACCAAAGAGGAAGGGAAGUACAAGCAGAAUGUCCUUGUUAGUGGGAAGAAAAAGAAUUUGAUUCCACUUCGAGCCAGCAAGUUCAGAGAAAAGGUUGACCGUGCAGUAGAGUCAGCUGAGAGAGCAAGCAACAUUGCAAAGCAGAAAGCGGAAAUUGCAGCCUCCAGGACGUCUCACUCGAGGGCUAAAGCAGAUACAGCUGUCUCAGCAGCCCAUAAAGCGCAAGAGGAGGCACAGAUAGCCAGAAUUGCUGCCAAAGAGUUCUCUCCUUCCUUCCAGCAUCGAGAAAAUGGGCUUAAAUGCCAGAGGCCAAAACAUCAGAACUCAAGUGACGAUAUUGAGGUUAUCUCAACAGAGACCCCACCACAACAGGACAGCCCAGAACUUUACAGGAAGGGGACAACGCCAUCAGAUGUUACUCCUGAUGAGAGUCCCAUGAGAAGCCCCAUGUGCAGUCCACCCUCUACCCCACCCUUGCCUCAGCCAGCUCCCAAGUCUAGAAACAAAAGUGCUCACUUCUCUAGGCAACUUUCAGUGGAUGAGGACAGGGGAGGAGAUAUACAAAUGCUGCUGGAAGGGCGAGGUGGGGACUAUGUUAGACCCAAUAGUUGGAGUGAAGUUGGAGGGGGUAGAAUAGGGAUUUCACAGGGAAACCCAUUGGGACCGUGCUCUAUCCCAGAAGACCUCCUGAUGAAGAGCACUGGUCACAAACAUGUGGUGUCCAACCACAAGCCAAGAGAAAGGUGGUCAGAUUCUCCAACUACAAUAUCAUGGACUUCCCACAGGACACAUAACCACAGCCCAAGUGGCAAUAAGCUGCUGGAGGUGGAUGAGGAGAAACUGAGCAAUUAUGAAAUGGAAAUGAAGCCCUUGAAGAGGAUGGAUUCUUAUAUGCAAGAGAUACACACCCAAAAAAGACACUACAACAAAACAGGGUCCCGGAACCAAACUGAGGGCUACAACUUAGAGGACCGCAUGUAUGGAGUCCAGAGACUGAGGUCAAAACCUCAGAGCAAAGAGAACUUCAGGCCGGCAUCUUCUGCUGAGCCCACCGUGCAGAAACUGGAUACUCUGCGGUUUGGGGAGAAAGGGGAAUCAAGGCUCUUAAGGCGAGAUCUUACCCUUUCCCCACCGCAAAAAUCUUUACCUGUUGCACUAGAAUCAGACGAGGAAAAUACAGCGGAACUUCAGGUUGCUUCUGGCUCCGCCCCCAUCCUGGUAGUCAUGGUGAUUUUACUAAACAUCGGAGUCGCCAUUUUGUUUAUUCACUUUUUCAUUUGA
Messenger RNA from Bombina bombina (fire-bellied toad), 2287 nucleotides. It is a transcript of the gene JPH3, whose product is annotated as junctophilin 3. Gene Ontology annotation, cellular component: junctional membrane complex; endoplasmic reticulum membrane; plasma membrane. The record is from RefSeq and is a predicted model, not a curated record. The transcript has 6 exons. Lineage: Eukaryota; Metazoa; Chordata; Amphibia; Anura; Bombinatoridae. The coding region runs from base 14 to 2287 and encodes 757 amino acids. Gene Ontology annotation, biological process: regulation of synaptic plasticity.